This is a messenger RNA of Chondrus crispus (carragheen), 546 nucleotides long. Lineage: Eukaryota; Rhodophyta; Florideophyceae; Gigartinales; Gigartinaceae. The record is from the annotation of a RefSeq genome assembly.
AUGUCGAAUAUUAAAAGAGAUACAAUUUUAGGAUCUCGUCGAUUAAGCAAUUAUUGGUGGGCUACGUCUAUUUUACUUGGCGGGUUAGGAUUUUUUUUAGUUGGUUUAUCGAGUUAUUUCAAAAGAGAGUUAUUACCCUUUGCAAAAUCUUCUUCCUUCAUUUUUGUUCCCCAAGGUUUAAUUAUGACAUUUUAUGGAACUAUUGCUAUAUUAAUUAGUGUAUUUUUAUGGUUAACUAUUAUAUGGAAUAUAGGUGGAGGUUAUAAUGAAUUUAAUAAUGAAAAAGGUGUAAUUACUAUCUUUAGAUUUGGGUUUCCAGGGAAGAAUAGAUGUAUUCAAUUACAGUAUAAAAUAAAUGAGAUUCAAGCCAUACGAGUUAGUAUUCAAGAAGGUUUAACACCAAAAAGAGAAAUUUAUUUAAAAACUAAAGAUAAUCGUGAAAUACCUUUAACACGUGUAGGUCAACCAUUACUACUCUCUGAAAUAGAAGAAAAAGCAACGUCAUUAGCAUUAUUUUUGGGCGUUAUGUUAGAAGGAAUUGAAUAA